Molecule: messenger RNA, 1358 nt
Organism: Sceloporus undulatus (fence lizard)
Lineage: Eukaryota; Metazoa; Chordata; Lepidosauria; Squamata; Phrynosomatidae
Gene: FBXL22
Product: F-box and leucine rich repeat protein 22
Exons: 3
Coding region: 292-999 (235 amino acids)
Biological process (GO): SCF-dependent proteasomal ubiquitin-dependent protein catabolic process
Cellular component (GO): SCF ubiquitin ligase complex
Molecular function (GO): protein binding
Source: RefSeq, a predicted model, not a curated record
GCUGUGUCCUUCUGUGCCCCUCCUGUAAGAUGAAGCUGCCCUAGAUGCUGUUGGCAACAGUGCCACAUUAAUGGACCAGAGUUCUGCCAUUCUUCAGCAAAAGAAGACCAGGUGGUUGUAAGAAGAGGGUCUGGCCAAGCCAUUCCGUGGGGAGAAGAAAAUUCAGGCUGCUGUCGGCCUUCCCCUGGUCAUUGCCCUUUUUGGAAACUUCAUUCCCAGCUGUCAAAGGCCAAAAAUAACCUCCAUUCCACACCAUAUUUGUGCGAGGAGGGACCGGGAAGCGUCCGGAGCAUGCUACUUCCUUGCAGACCCUCAGGGGCCAUGCAUCUAAUGCAGCUGAAUUGGGAGUGCCUCCUGCACAUUUUCUCCUUCCUGGACAAAAACAGCCGGAGGAGCCUGGCCCAGACGUGUCCCCGGAUGCGGAGGGUCUUUCAGGAGCCCUCGCUGUGGCCGGUGCUGCACUUCCAUUCCCCCACGGAGCUGACCAAGAGCAACUAUGUCCUGGGACCAGCCUUGCACUGCCUUUCCAUCUGCUGGCAUUCCAGCCAAGUCAAAGUCUGCAACGUUGAGGAUUGGAUGAAGACCACCUUGCAGAGGGACAUCUGCAGCGUACAUGAACACACCGUCAACCAUUUCUUACUCCAGGUUUGUGAGAGGUGUCCAAACCUACUAUCUUUGACACUUUCUGGGUGCGGCCAUGUUACCGACUCCUACAUCACUUUGCUUCUGAAGAGCUGCUCCAGCCUCCGGACUCUGCGGCUGGAAAACUGCGUCCAGAUCACUGACCAGACUUUGGACGCUGUAACCCUUUAUGCUGAUGCCUUGCAAACGCUGCACGUGGACUUUUGCAGGAACGUAACGCAGGCAGGUUUGCAGCGGGUGCAGAAAAGGUGCCCGUCAAUAACUUUAAAAGCAGAAAGAAGCGCAGACAUGAUCCCAGACAAAAAGCCAGGUAACGGGGCAUCGGAGAGGGCAUUCAGGAAACUGCUGUGGCACUGAGGGAAAGAGCAACCUCUGCGUCGAGCGAGAUUCAUUCAUGUAUUUCUGCACGGCUUUGGGACUUCAAGCACAUCCAUACAGAAAUGGAUAUAGAAUUAUCUGUACAGCUGCUGGGGAAAAUCCUGCACAAAACCCAUUGCAAAACCAAUGGCAAAAACUCUUUCUUAAGGCUGACUUAGUCAGCAUGGUUACUGGAAUUCUACAUUCUAUGUUCUCACAAAUGUUGGGUGCCCCAUUACUGGAAAAAUGGAGAACUAGAAAGGUCCUUCACUUCCCAAACAAGCUGUGAUUGCUUUAUGAAUACAAAAUGUUUUUCACGUGUUGAGUGGCCUUUUUCCAAAAUUAAAAUCAAAAUUUUC